Molecule: messenger RNA, 6548 nt
Organism: Haplochromis burtoni (Burton's mouthbrooder)
Lineage: Eukaryota; Metazoa; Chordata; Actinopteri; Cichliformes; Cichlidae
Gene: atrnl1a
Product: attractin-like 1a
Exons: 31
Coding region: 643-4872 (1409 amino acids)
Cellular component (GO): Golgi apparatus
Molecular function (GO): protein binding
Source: RefSeq, a predicted model, not a curated record
UCACCGGCUUUGUCUCUGCUGCAUGCCGUUUAAAGGGAACUGCCCCUUUAACCGCGUGGCCGUACUGCUCAUGCUCGGGGCUUUGUGCUGGAGUUUCCCCCUGUCAGAAACCAGCUGUGUGGACUGAAGAGCGAGAGCAGCAGGCAGGAGAAAGAAGCAGAAGAAGCGACGAUCCGGGGGGAGCUGCGGCUGUCGCAUCCUCGAAGGAGAACAAACCCGGGCAGAGGGGAGGGCGCGUCUUUGUCUGGGAACACAUCCAGCAGGAGAGAAGCGCACGGUCGUCUGAGCUCCGUGGUUUGAUUUUAUCUCCUGGAUUACAGCUUUUCCCCGCUGAGAGAGCAUCAUCCGGUCACGAUCGCUUGUAUUCAUUGGAAACUGCACACUGGAAGUUAUCUGGAAGAGUUGCUUGGACGCGCGUAAGGGGGCUUUCGAUGUGAAAGUGGAUGAAUACGAGAGGAAAUGCGUUCACGGGCUUUUUAACGUCGGAGCAGUUUCCAUCAAAGUUUCACCUCUUUGUCCCGUCCCGCAGCUUCUCUCCUGCAGCUCGGCAUGUUCUGACAGCGUAACUGCUGUUUUCCUGCGCCUUUCCCACAGGCGUCACAGCUUGCAGCCUCCGAAAAAACAAGUCUACCCGCGUCCAUCAUGGUCCUUGUUAGCGGGACACGUCUGCUCACCUGGACCAGGUCUUCACAGAGCAGGUCCCGGGAAGUGUUGAAAAUAUACCUGGGAAUACUGAUGAUGCUUCAUCUCGUGGUCCACGCGGAAGCCUCCUCGGUGUCCAAGUCUUGUGAUAAAAGCUGUUUUUCAGGGAAGUGUAUCAACGGGACCUGCGUGUGUGACCACGGCUGGGUCGGGGAUCAGUGCCAGCACUGUCAGGGAAGAUUCAAGUUAACAGACCUGUCAGGCUCUCUCACAGAUGGUCCAUUCAACUAUAAGUACAAGACCAAGUGCACUUGGUUAAUAGAAGGAUUCCCCAACGCUGUACUCAGGCUUCGCUUCAAUCACUUUGCCACAGAGUGCAGCUGGGACCACAUGUACGUCUAUGAUGGAGACUCCAUUUACGCCCCUUUGAUUGCUGUCUUCAGCGGUCUAGUGGUGCCAGAGACCAGAGGUAAUGAGACAGUUCCUGAGGUUGUGACAACGUCCGGCUACGCUCUGCUUCACUUCUUUAGUGACGCUGCCUACAACUUGACUGGUUUCAGCAUCGCCUACUCGAUAAACUCUUGUCCCAACAACUGUUCGGGCCACGGCAGAUGCAGCACUGCGAACUCGGUCGCAGGACGUGUGUACUGUGAGUGCGAGGAGUACUGGAAGGGGGACGCAUGCGACAUCCCUUACUGCAGAGACAACUGUGGCAGCCCAGAUCACGGCUACUGUGACCUGACCGGGGAGAAGCUGUGUGUCUGCAACGACAGCUGGCAAGGUCCAGACUGCUCUCUUUCCGUUCCCUCCACUGAGGCUUUCUGGGUGCUGCCCAGCAUUAAACCAUCUGCUCAGUCUCUGGGUCGAGCGUCCCACCGGGCUCUGGUGCAUUCUGGGUUGAUGUGGGUGGUGGGAGGUUACUCCUUCAACUACUCCAACUACCAAAUGGUCCUCAACUACAACCUAGAGACCAGCACGUGGGAUGUGGUGCCUGUCAGCAGCGGCCCUCUCUACAGAUACGGACACUCACUGGCUCUGCAUCAGGAUGACAUCUACAUGUUUGGCGGGAAGUUGGAAGCAGGUCCUGCUAAUGUGACAGAUGAGAUGUGGGUGUUCAACAUCCCCAGGCGUACCUGGUCGUUACGGAAACCAGUCCCGCCACCUCCUUAUGCCCUGGAGGGACACACGGCACACGUGGUGGAGCUGGCCAAUGGCGAGCCAGUGAUGCUCAUCAUUUUCGGCUACUCACCAAUCUACAGCUACAUCAAUAAAGUGCAAGAGUACAACAUCAGGUCUAACUCGUGGCAGGUUGUGUCUUCCGGAGGUGCAGUGGUCCAGGGAGGUUACGGUCACAGCAGCGUGUAUGAUGAAGCCAGUGGCUGUGUGUUUGUCCACGGGGGAUACAAGGCACUAAAUAACAACAAAUACGGCCUGGUGGACCACAUGUACCGCUACCACGUCCACACAAGAAUAUGGUUAAUCCUCAAGGAGAGUGGUUUGGCACGGUACCUCCACUCGGCGGUGCUGCUGAGUGGCACAAUGCUGGUUUUUGGGGGAAACACUCACAAUGACACAUCUCUGAGCAACGGAGCCAAGUGUUUCUCUGCAGACUUUCUGGCUUAUGAUAUUGCUUGUGAUGAGUGGACUGUCCUUCCCAGACCAGGCCUGCACCGGGACAUCAACCGCUUUGGACACUCUGCUGUGGUUAGCAACGGCUCCAUGUACAUCUUUGGAGGCUUUUCUGGUAUGCUUCUGAACGACGUGCUGGCUUACACGCCUCCAUCCUGCCAGGCCUUCUCUAGCCCAGGUUUGUGCGCCGCUGCCGGGCCAGGCGUUCGUUGUCACUGGGUGAAAAGUAGAUGCGCCCCCUGGAAGCCGAAACCACCCGACCACAUUUUUCCUGCUCCUUUCUGCCCUGCUCGGCCUGACAGUACAGAUGAGCAGUGUUUCCGCUUCUCAGACUGUGCGAGCUGCACUGCCAACACAAGAGGAUGUCAGUGGUGUGAGGACAGGAAGUGCAUAUCUGCCUCAAGCAACUGCACUGUGCUGACUCUGGAGCUGGCCCAGCAGCAUGGCGGCGCUCUGUCUCUGUCUCCCCCUCCGUCCAUGUUGUCUGAACAUCAGCUGAGCUUGUGGAAACACGGAGCCAGGAGAAGGGGACAUACGGUAAGAGACUCAUCCAGGUGUAAGCGCAGGGAAGAGCUGGAGUGUUUCAGGCUGGCCAGCUGCAGGAGCUGCUUGCUGAACGUCAACUGCCAGUGGGAGCCACAGCAGCAGGAGUGUCAGGCGUUGCCUGGCCAGCUGUGUGGGGAUGGCUGGCACCAGGUUGGCGAGGUCUGCCUGAGGAUCAACUCCAGCAGAGAGAGCUAUGACAAUGCCCAGCAUUAUUGCAAAAACCUUGGAGGAAAUAUUGCUUCUUUGUUGACAGACAAACAGGUCAAUUUUGUUCUGGAAGAGCUACAAAAGUAUCAGCUACAAGACAAGAUGUUAUCUCCAUGGGUUGGCCUGAGGAAGAUUAAUGUGUCGUACUGGGGCUGGGAGGAUGCAUCCCCCUUCACCAACACCACCCUGCGAUGGUCACCUGGAGAGCCCAGUGACUCAGGCUUUUGUGCUUACUUGGAACAAGCUCAAAUGGCUGGUCUUAAGGCCAACCCCUGCACUGCCACCACUGAUGGCCUGAUCUGUGAAAAACCUGCUGGGAGUCCCCAGAGUCAGAGUGCUCGUCCCUGUAAGACGCCUUGUGCUCUGCGCACCAGCUGUGCCAACUGCACCAGCCAGGCCAUGGAGUGCAUGUGGUGUGGAAGUACUCAGCGCUGUGUAGACUCCUCUGCGUAUGUCAUUUCCUUCCCCUACGGCCAGUGUCUGGAGUGGCAGACCCAGGAUUGUACUGCCCAAAACUGUUCAGGUCUGAGGACGUGUGCCGAGUGUCUGGAGAGGGUGGAGUGUGGUUGGUGUGGUGAUCCCAGUAACACCGGUAGGGGCGUUUGCAUGGAGGGCUCCUACAGAGGCCCUCUAAAGCCUGUGACCGCAAAGGCAGGGCCCAGAGACCGGGAUAAACUGCGAGACAGGGACACUGUGGUGGAUCAGGGUCUCUGUUCAUCAGACAGAGGCUACAACUGGGCUUUUAUCCAGUGCCCCGCAUGCCAAUGUAACGGUCACAGCAGGUGUGUGAACGGCAGCGUAUGCGAACACUGCGGAAACCUGACAGCAGGGACGCACUGCCAGAGCUGCAUGCCUGGUUACUAUGGCGACCCCACCAAUGGAGGGAAGUGUAAUGCAUGCAAGUGUAACAGCCAUGCCAACGUUUGCCACGUCAACACAGGAAAAUGCUUCUGUACCACCAAGGGCGUCAAGGGAGACCAGUGUCAGCUAUGUGACUCAGAGAACCGUUACCUUGGUAACCCCCUUCGAGGAACCUGUUAUUAUAACCUGUUGAUCGAUUACCAGUUUACCUUCAGUCUGCUUCAGGAAGAUGACCGCUACUACACUGCCAUCAACUUUAUGGCAACACCUGAACAGGCCAACAAAAACCUGGAUAUGUCCAUCAACGCCUCAAACAACUUUAACCUGAACAUCACCUGGUCCUUAAGUUCAACCGCUGGAACCAUCUCAGGUGAGGAGAUGCCCAUCAUAGCGAGGAUGAACAUUAAAGAGCACCGUGACAGUUUCUCGAGUGAAAAGUUUAACUUCAGACUUCACCACAACAUCACCUUCUACGUGUAUGUGUCCAACUUCAGCUGGCCAAUCAAGAUCCAGAUUGCUUUCUCUCAGCACAACAGCAUCAUGGACCUGGUGCAGUUCUUCGUUACCUUCUUCAGCUGUUUCCUGUCGCUGUUGCUGGUGGCUGCUGUAGUUUGGAAAAUCAAACAGACCUGCUGGGCCUCACGGCGUAGAGAGCAGCUGAUGAGAGAGCGACAGCAGAUGGCCAGUCGUCCCUUUGCCUCGGUCACUGUAGCACUGGAGGUUGGUGAUGACCAAGAGGAGCUGCUACAGGCAGUGCCGAAGCCCAUAGCCAUGGAGCCAUGCUGGGGAAGCAGAGCAGGUGUUCUCACAGUGCUACUGUACCUGCCCAGAAUCCCAUCUGGAAUACCUCCACCUGGACAGUCUGGUAUCGCCAUAGCCAGUGCACUGGUCGACACGUCACAGCAGCGAGUGAUGGACUUAAAAGAAAGAGCCCUGGGUCUGAAGCACCGCAAACACAUUGUGCACCAUCAAGGGACCUGUGUAUGAACUAUGUGCCCUCAACGAGGUACCACCGCAUCCAAAACGUCCAAAGGGGAAUUUCACUGGACACACUAUUUUUGACUUUAGACACAAUGGAGAAUUGUGAACACAAAGGCAAAGCCUGCAAAAAAAAUAGGGUUGGAUGAUCCUUGACCUUAAAGUGGUUUGGAAAGAGGACAGAUAUGGAUUGAAGCAUACAGAUGGGGCGAAACUACUCUCUUCACAGGCACCCAAAAGGGGUAAAUGGUACUUGUAGUCUUAUUCUUCCUUGGACCAGAUACAAGGUUUUUGUCAUUGUCCCUCGUCUGUAUAUUUUCAGAGAAGUACUUGCAAAGUGAGAAUGUCUCUCCACCACAGCUUUCUUUGAAAUUUGCCACGACGAGCUGGCAGACCUUUUCCAUUUUCAUGCCAUGUGGUUUUGUCUCUCCCGGGUUCUACAGUCUGCCAUAUUGACAGAGAAAAUAAAAUAGAACUUGUUUUUCACCAAACAAAACUAAAUGACUUUGACCUCCAGUCAAAAGAUAUUGAUAGUUGAUAUAAAGUCCUCCUGAUUUACAAACCCAAUGAGACUCAGGAGCAAAACCAGUAAAGAAGAACACCGAUUUAACUAGAUAAUUGCAAAAGUCUUUAGUUGGCGGAGGUCUAUUACAAUGAUUCACUAGAGGAAAAAGUUUCAUUUGCUAAUUUUGAAGUUGUGAAUUCAAAGAACUGCAUUUUUGCUAUGAAGCUCAUUGGAUGCAAGUAAAAAAAAAAGUGUUUUAUGAAAUAUGUGUGGUUUGUUUUUCCCUACACAGUUGAAGUUAUAGGUUUUAAUAUCUGCUCAGGUCCUCUGUGAUGAAAAAGGUCCAUUAUCUGUAGCUCUGGGCCUUAUAUACACACAUUUGUAUAUGCACUAUAAGUGAAAUGCUUUACCCGUACAUUAGAACCCUCUGUGGAAUUUUAUUAUGCAACUGAUCUUCCAAACAUGAUGUUUAUUCUGGGCUGCGAUGUAACCUCAAGGUCGGUAUCACACACAAACUACUGAUGGUGUUCAUAUGCCUUUUUUAUUUUUUCAUUACUGUGAAGCUACCAUAUACAUCCUCCCUCAUGAUAUUUCAAGUCUGUUUAUCUGUAACACAAACUUUAAUAUAACACAUCUCAGUAUAUAUUAUUUAUUAAAAAUGCAAAAUGCGGUUUAACAUUUUUUAAUUAACUCACAAAUUUUUGUUUUUGUUUUCUUUUUUUAAACAGAAACUGUAGAUAAUUAAUUUUAUAAAGGAAGUCUGUGCAGUAAUCACAUUUCUUUGCUUGUGCCCUCAGUGUCUUUAUUCAUUUCUAACUCUUUAUUUUGUACAUCACAGAACGUUUCAUGUGAUGUUAAGAUGCUUUCCCUUUAUCUCUCGUAUCAAACCUCCAUUUAAUGUUGUAAAGUCACCUUUAUCAGCUGCACUGCAUACAAAGUAACAUGAUGUCUUGAUGCACAUGUAUUACCUACUGUUUUCUUUCAGGCAUUUUGAUGUAAUUUUGCACCAAUUUGUUGCUGAGAUUUGGAUUUACAAAGGGCAGCUCACCACCGUGUAUUUGUCCAUAUGAGCAUUAAAUCUGCACAUUUACAAUUUAAAAAGAAUAAAUGCUUCUUUGUGUUGAUAUUCAGUCUGAAACUGUGUGUACUGUUACCUCUGGUGUUGGGAAACCGCAUUGAU